AUGGAAGUCCUGGAUCUGCUGCAGAGCAUGGGUCACGCCACCAACAGCUGCCGCCUCAUCUCGCUGGAUGUGGAGGCCAUGUUCCCAUCUAUACCUACCCAGUCGGCCAUCUCUCUCAUUCGAACCAUGCUGAAUGAAAACCAAGACGCCCUCUCUGACGUAACCUGCCUGAGGCCAGAUGCAGUGGCUGACCUUCUCUGCAUCUCCAUCAAGAACUGCCAUGCUGUCGUCCAGGACGGCGACCGAGAGAGAUGGUUCAGGCAGACUGCUGGCCUAGCCAUGGGUAAAAGUUACUCGCCAGUUGUCGCGGACUUGUACAUGGGACACUGGGAACGUGACUUGGAACUACUGGCAGCCAACUGUGGAGGGAGAAUUUAUUCAUUCUGCAGAUAUGCUGAUGACUACCUGGUCCUCUUCGAAGGCAGCAACACCAUCCUCAAUGCAUGGGUGGAGCUGCUCAACAACAAGGACCAGAACAUCAAAGUCACUACUGAGAUCGAAGAAAAUCGACGACUGCCCUACCUAGACAUCAUGAUCACAAGACAGGACAACAAGUUCACUACAAAUGUCUACCGGAAGGCAUGCACCACUAACCAAGUACCGGCCUUCAACUCCUAUACAGAGACGCGCUAUCUGAGAUCAGCCAUCAGAUCUGACUGCUUACGUGCCAUCCGCUACUGCUCCUCCGUCAAAGACCGCCUGCAAGAACUUUAUUUUAUACGCAAGAAAUUCCGCCGACACGGCUACCCUCUCUCGUUCAUCAACCCGAUCCUAAGAAGAACAGAAAAGGACCUCCAGCUGAAGGCCAGGGCUCUGCCGUCGCCACCGAACCCCAGCCCGCUGCCUGCACCCGUCCGGCUCUCGGUUCCGUUCGCUGGUCCCUGCUUCUACCAACUGAAGCGAGAAGCCAACAAGAUCGGCAUUCAGCUCGUGUCGAAGCCGUCGCAGACCAUCGGGACCCUCCUCUGUAGCCAAGCCAAGCACCGUCUACCCAAGCAGCAGGAAAGCAAUGUCAUCUACUGCAUCGAGUGCUCCUGCCGGGUAGAGGGUGACCCGGUCGUCUACAUCGGAGAAACGGACCGAGAACUUGGAACCAGAGUCCGCGAGCACCGAGAGAGCUGGGCUGGCUCGGUCCGCUCCAGAGCCAACGCUUCAGCGUUCAGCACGCACCGGGACUGCACGCCGGCCUUCGACGACGCCAAAAUCCUGAACCGUGCCUGCCACCACCAGAUGAGACUCCUUCUCGAAUCGGCCUACAUUCGUACCGUGGGACGGCGGGAAGCCGUCCUAGUGUCACCCAAUGACGCGAAUGUGAACCGCAACUCUGGUGCCCUGCUGCAAGACAAUUAG
This is a messenger RNA of Amphibalanus amphitrite, 1350 nucleotides long. RefSeq lists its product as uncharacterized. The coding region runs from base 1 to 1350 and encodes 449 amino acids. Lineage: Eukaryota; Metazoa; Arthropoda; Thecostraca; Balanomorpha; Balanidae. The transcript has a single exon. The record is from RefSeq and is a predicted model, not a curated record.